Messenger RNA from Didymodactylos carnosus, 4380 nucleotides. The record is from the annotation of a GenBank genome assembly. Lineage: Eukaryota; Metazoa; Rotifera; Eurotatoria; Philodinida; Philodinidae.
AUGAUGGCAAUACAUAUAUUAUUUAUAACCACCGUCAUUUAUUUAAUAUGGAUCUUUGACAUUUUUUGUUUUGCUGAACAAUCUCGUUUAAUUCAACGAUCAGCACCAUUAAUUAUUGAAGGUCCACAAGAUAUUGCAGCCGAAUUAGAUAAACCAAUUCAGUUACAUUGUCGAGCGGAAAGUUUUAAUCAAUCAUUGGAUGAUCUACAUAUCGACUGGUAUAAAGAUGGUAAACGUGUUACAACUGAUCCAAAUGCUCGAAUAAUAACUGAAUUUAUGGCAUUACAUAUUAUAAAUACUAUUGAACAAGAUCAAGGCUCAUAUUAUUGUAUAGCAAAAAAUUCAUACGGAAAAACACAAAGUAGAACAGCAUUAAUACAAUUUACAAAAUUGGAUCGUGAUUUUGAAAUAGAACCACAGUCAAUUGCUGUUGAAUUAUAUGAAAAUAUCCGUUUGAAAUGUCAACCACCAAAAGGAACACCAAUACCAACAAUUUAUUGGCAAAAAGAUCAUAAAAAUAUAAGUUUAAAUGAUAAUAUACGUCUUGAACAAAAUGAUUUAAUUAUUGAUUCAAUGAAACAUUCAAAUUUUGGUUCAUAUCGUUGUUUAGCAACAAAUCAAGCUGGUAAACGUGAAUCUAAACUAGCUAUUGUUCAACAAUUUAAAAAACCUGAAAUAAAAAUAAAACCAGGAAAUAAAAUUGAUGUUAGACGUGGUACAAAUAUUGAAAUUCAAUGUCAAAUAUCGGAUAAUACUGAUUCAUCAUUAAUUGUCGUUUGGAAACGAGUUGAUAAUAAAGAAUUUCGUAAUGGUAUUAUUGUUAAAGGAAAUAUAUUAGAAAUACAAUCGGCACAGUAUGCUGAUACGGGUGUUUAUUAUUGUGAAUUAAAUAUACAAGGACGUCUAUUAAAAGAAACAAUGAUAUUUGGUGUCUAUGAAAAAGGUCCAAAUAAUGAUUAUCAUAGUGAAGUAAAUGUAACAGCAUUUAUUGGAACAAAUUCAACAUUACGAUGUCAUUUACCAAAACAAAAACGAGAUACAGUUAUUUUUUGGGAAAAAGUGUACAAAUCAAAUAUGCAGAAUAUUGGUUUAUAUAAAGGUCAAGAAAAUGGUCGAUUUCAAGUAAAUUAUAAUGAUGAAUUAUUAAUUCGUAAAAUUGAUGAAACAGAUGAUGGAUUAUUUUUUUGUCAAAUGUAUUCGUCUUCAGAUAAAAAAAUUUUAUUAGGAAAAACAACUGUUUAUGUUAAAGUUUAUUCAUUAGAACCGCCACCAAUUAUUCGUAUUGUACCUAAUAAUCAAACGGUACCAGUUGGCGUUGAAAUUAUUAUCUCUUGUCAACAACAAGAUAGACAAUUAUUAUCAUCUAAAAUAAAAUAUUUACCACUCAACGAUAAAUCUGAUAAUUACCAUUCAAUAAAAUGGUAUUUUAAACAGACACGUUCAAAAAGUAAUCGUUAUCAUACUCAAUCUUUAUCAAAUCAAGAAAUGUUAAUUAAAUUUGAUAAUAAAAAACAUAAAAUUGAAUCAAAUGGUGAUCUUAUAUUGCGUCAUGUUGACAAAAAUGAUACAGGUAUUUACAGAUGUUUGGUAUCAAACAAUCAAGGAGAAACAAGUUGGAGUGCAACGUUAAACAUUGAAGAUCCACGAUCGAACGCUGUCUUUCAACGAGUAGAAACUAAAGAUUUACCCAGUGCACCAUCGCAACCUGUUGCUGUUGCAUUUGGUUCAGAUUACAUCGAAUUAGCUUGGAGUGAUUCAUUAAUGCAAACAACAGAAGGAUAUCUAAUUGAAUAUUUUCAAUUGACAUCAAAACCACUCAAUUGGAUUCGAAUUGGUCCGAUUCAACCGAUAACAAAAUAUAUUAUAUCUAAUUUAAAAUCAGGUUCAUCCUAUCAGUUUAUUGUUCGUGCAUUAAAUCGUUACGGAUUUGGACAACCAAGUCCAUUAUCAGAAGUAAUUGAUACUCGUCAAACAACAAAAUUUAUUUCAAAUGAUCAUGAUAAAGUAAAAAAAGUGCUAAAUUCUGAUCAAGAAUUAAUUCGUUUAUUUGAACCGAUUAAUGUACAGGAAACAAGUGUUAAUUUAAAAUGGAAUGUAUUAAGAAAUUCUGAUUUAAUUGAAAAAUAUUAUGUUUAUAUAGUAGAAGAUGGUAAUAAUCAACGAAUUGAAACAACACCAGAAAAAGGAAAUGGACUAUAUGAAUAUAUUGUACGAAAUUUAAAGAUGAAUACAUUGUAUCAAAUAAAAAUAAUUCCAUAUAAAUAUGAUAUACAAGGAAAGGAAAGUAAUACAAUUUAUAUUAAAACACCUGAAGGUCCUCCAAGUGCACCACCAGACGAUGUUAUUGUCGAAUUAACUGGUCUAAAUAGUUUAUCGAUUAAAUGGAAUCCACCUUCAUUAAAUCAUCAAAAUGGACAAAUAAUUGCCUAUAAAGUCAAUUGUCUUGGAAAUAAUGAAACAACAUCGAUUCGAUUACAUAAUAUUAGUUCAGAAGCAAAAGGAUUACAUAUUAAAAGUUUAUUUGAAAAUUUACAAUAUUGUAUUAGUGUGGCAGCUAAAACAAAAGCCGGUGAUGGACCAUAUACAGAACCGAAAUGUGUUAUUAUGAAUUCUGAUUUUCUCAAACGAAAUCGUAAUGGUUUAGGGGGAAAAUUACGUAUGGCUAUUGAUCAACCAUGGUUUAUACCCGUUAUCAUUCUUAGUUCAUUGUUAUUCGUUUGUCUAAUACUCUCAACUAUUUGGUUAUGUUUUAAACGUUAUCAAACAAGGAAAACAUAUGGAUCGGAUCAAUUCGUUGAAUUACCCAUACAUAAAACAAGCAAUGGUACAAGAUAUAAUCUUAUUAAAGAUCCAUUAUGGACAGAUUCAUUACGAAGUACAAGUAAUUUAGGUAGUGGUCCAAGUAAUUUUCUAAUGACAAAAUGUUGUACAGCGGGUAGUUCGGCAAGUGAUCAAGAACAACAACAGCCAAUGUUUAUACAUAAAAAUCCAAUAAAUGCUCUAUUACAAGAAUGUAAUAAUAAAAAUUUGACAUUAUCGGAUCAUAGUUGUGGCAGUAAUUCGUUACAUCAUUCAAUAAAAACAAAUCAAAAUCAUAAUAAUGAUACAACAAUAACAACUGUCUCACCUGAUAGUUCACCACAAUAUACAGAAAUAAAUAAUUCAAAUAAUAUUCAACAAACAUUAAAUCCGUAUGCCACCACCGGUCUAUUUUCUCCCUGUAAUGGAAUAAUGAACGGAAAUGAGUUACCAACCUAUAAUGAAUCUUUACGAACAACUAAUUAUCUACAAAAUUCCUUACCAUCUUCUCCUUUCAAUUUUACAACUUCUCAAAAUUCUUCUCGUCAUCAUAAUGGUUUAAUAUUCCCUCAUUCAAUUGAUAUCUCUCAACAACAAAAACAAAAGGCAUCAUCUUCACCCUAUUAUUCUCAAACAUCUUCGUAUUCAACUCAUCAACCAGUUAUUAUUCCAUCUGUUGAAUAUCAUCCACCUUGGUAUCCGAUGGGAGAAGCCAAUGUAAAUGUUCAACAAUUAUUAUCGUCUCAUCGACAAAACAUUCAGCCAUCAUCUCAACAUACGACACCUUAUCAUCAACAACAACAACAACAACAACAACAACAACAACAUCAGAAUGAAAAUCAACAACAAUCUCCACAUAUCUAUCGUACAACAUGUAUCCAUUGUUCUCAUCCUCAUACGCCAUCGUCUAUUCGUACAUCCGCUCGUUCACCGAGUUCACAUUCACGAUCGUCAUCAAAUGGUAAACAUUUUCGUCAUAAUAAUCGUAAUAAAAACAAUGGCAACAAUAAUACGAAUAAUAAUAAUGUGAAUAGUCGAUCAAUCGAUACAGAUGUUCGAUGGAAUAAUGAUCACACAUGUUCAAUUAGUGAUUCAUUAAAUAGUAAUCACGAUUUAACAAAAUCACGUUCUAAUAGUAAAGGUCGAAUAACAAAUAUGAACAGUAAAAGUGAAUCAAUAAAAAUAACAAAUGGUAGAGAAAAAAUAAAAAAUAAUCAUAGUAAACGAAAUUUAAAAUAUCAAUUACCAAAUGAACCAAUGUUAAACUCACAUAGAGGAGAGACAAUGAUAACGUCAUGGACGAGUGUAACGGAUGGAAGUAAUCCUGAAAGUUCAUCGAGUAAUUCGGAUAAUAAUGACGUUAAUCAUGAUCACAGCAGAACAAGUAGUGAAGGUUCAAUAUUUACAGAUUCAGAUUUGAAGAAAAUUACGUUAUCGUUUAAUCAAAAUAAUCAAACGCAACAACCAAAUAAUAAAGAUUCAAAUUCAACAUUUGAAGAAAAUAUUUGUCAACAACGACCACUUUCUGCUAAUCUGUUAUUGGAAGAAAUUAAUAUUCUUAAGGAGACAACAUCCAUAUGA